AUGGCGUAUCUGGUCUGCGCCGUCCUCGGUGUGGGGGUCACCUUCACGCUGGAGUUUAACAUGGACGACCUCGUCGACGUCUUCCCGGAGAAGUUCAUGAAGACGGCCAAGGAGACGUUCGACCCCCGCGAAGUCGUGCUGUAUCCUGCGAAGCAGAACGGCAAGUGGCUGAGUGCUCGCGAUGCGAUCACGACGCCAACCAACCAACUGGACCCCAACUCCGCGGUUGUCAAGACCGUUUUCGGGGGAGAAUUCGCCACAAUUCACCGUGAGCGCGACCUUCACGUUCUCGUCGACGUCCCCGAGUACAUCAAAGACCGCCUGCGCAUCCGGUACGCCGGACAACUUAUCCACCGCAAGUGGUUCUACUACGAUCGGUUUCUGUUUCCCCUCGGCUGCAUCUCUUGGCUACUCGGCGCCGUCGCCAUCGCCUUGGGCAUUUACCUGUACAAUCAGGAAGAAAACUUGCUCGGAGGAGUCAUUGCCGGCUGUAACCCGGCCAACGGGAAGCUGCUGACUGUGGGCAUCCCUGGCGUGGUGAUGUGGCUUUCGGCAGUGUCGUGCGUCGUGCGUCGUGCUGGAACUGGCCAAGUUCUAUGUUCAGCGGAAGCGCGAUAA
Molecule: messenger RNA, 618 nt
Organism: Phytophthora sojae
Lineage: Eukaryota; Oomycota; Peronosporomycetes; Peronosporales; Peronosporaceae
Exons: 3
Coding region: 1-618 (205 amino acids)
Source: RefSeq, a predicted model, not a curated record